Molecule: messenger RNA, 2106 nt
Organism: Suillus plorans
Lineage: Eukaryota; Fungi; Basidiomycota; Agaricomycetes; Boletales; Suillaceae
Exons: 12
Coding region: 1-2106 (701 amino acids)
Source: RefSeq, a predicted model, not a curated record
AUGGUUACAACUCAUCCAUCAAACAAGUCGAAGCAUCCGGGAAAGGUAGACUUACCUGUGAGUCGACAACAGAACACAGAGCACAGCGAUGACAAGGACAAAGAGGACGACAUCAGAGACUGUCAGCUCCCCAGGAAGAAGGCAGCAACAAAAAAAUAUCAGAAGGCCAAGAAAGCUGCAGCGACAGAAGCAAUAGCUCAGCUUGAGCUUGCGAUGACGGAGAAGGAUGGACAGGACUUGUUGCAGGCGAAUCGUCCCUCCACAUCAAAGGUCUCAAAGGUACCUCGAAAGCUGAGCGUCUCUGCGCUUAGUGACCCAGCCGAUGAGACAAUCAUAGAGGAUGUGAUGCUGAUAGACACCGAUCAGAAUAAUGAACACGGGGUCCAAAACAGCGACUCACCAGCAGGAUCCAACAAGCCAGGCGCUAAGCUCACCAAGGCUCAGAAGGUGCACAAAAACAUUGAGGCUGCCAAAGAGAGGGCUAUGGAGCAACAGAAGGGCAGGGCAGAGAACGAGGAGGAUGUAGUGGUGGUGGACAGCGAUGUUGACAAUGUCAAAGGCAUUAGAAGGAAGCGGCAAAAGGGCAGGAGCUGCACUUGCAGCAAAGAUGGAGAGCCUUCCAGCAAAAAACUCAAGCAGGACGACCUUCUGUUUUCCUCACAACCACCCCAGAGUGGCAUGAUUAACAACUGGCAUCAGGUCGUAUUUGUGCAGGUUCCAAAUCACAGUCAAAAACCUGGUGCUGCACCGAAAUCUGCGCAGGGUGGAACAGGCGGUCUUGAGGACGAGCUUGAUAACAAUGAGCAGCUUGAGGCGCCUGGACCUGAUAAAGGAGAACAAGACCCUCUAUUGACACCCUUGAUGGUUCAAAUAAUUAUGAAUCCUCCCUCCAACAAAGCAGCCCAAGCAACCUCCACAGCAACAUCAACUCGCCCUACCCCCAAUGAGCCUCCUUUGUGUCCUCCUUUGGAUGAUGAGGACAUACAUAAUGGCGAGGAACAGGAUGAUGGUGCCUGCCUGGAAUCUGAGAGCCCGAGACCUUACAUGUGGAAGUUUAAAGUAGUCGGUCACACAAUCACUCGCCCUACUCCCAAACCUCAGGGCUCAGCAACCAAUUCCAUGCAACCGGUUCUAUCAAAGACUGGCUCCGGCAAGUCUAAUGCUGGGGAUAAGCCACGCUCCAAGGAUCGUGGAUACGGCAGCAACAUGGAUCGGGAGCAUCAUAACAACAGGGCCACAGGACGUCAGAGGCAACAAGGGAAAUGCAAUCCUCCCUCUCGCAAAUCCAAACACAACAGCAACAAGUAUAACACUGAAGACGACAGCUCACACCGUAAUUUUGAUGCUCUUGUUGUUCCAAUGCGGAUUGAUUUUAUUUCCACCCUCGACAACAUGUGGGAUAUCUCUGAUUUCACUGAUGAGAUGCAAACUAUAUGGGACCUUGCAUUGCCAAACAUCAAGCACACUGUUUCCAAGUUGAAGGACCUGGUAUACAAAAUUUUGAUGCAAUGUGCAUACAACUAUUGUAGCGACUUCGGAGAGUGCGCAAAGAUCAUAAUCGCAAAGUAUAUUGAGGAACAAGGCUGGACGUCAGACGAGAUUCAACAAGUAGUGGCAUACAUAGUUCCUGAGCAGAUCCCAUGGGUCAAUGAGAAGGGACAAAAGGUCUUCAUCAAUCCUCCAAUCUAUCCUUAUAUGUGGAAAGAGUGUCGUGGAGAUGAGAAAGAUCCUGAUGCAAGUACCACUAUUUAUACUGAGUCACUUACUGAUGUCAUUGACAGAAUUAUUAUGGAGCUUUCGAAGAUCAAUGCAUCCUCAAUACAUUUGCACUCUAUCUCGAGCAUGGGCACUGCCUCCCGACUAAAUACCAUUCGACAAUUCACAGAAGGACUCUGGAGCUACAGCACAGAGCUCAUCAUGGAGUCCAUUGAUGGUGCCACUCGUCGUAAAUGGAAGAAGAUCUUCAAGGGUGCUGCUCCAUUCAUUGAUGCUCAUCGGAAACAACCGACUCGCCAUACACAGACCUGUUAUUCAGAUAGUAUUGAGGAUUCAGUUCAACUGUAUAGACAGAUUAUCUCGACAGAGCAGAUACAGCUGGGUACCUGA